This is a messenger RNA of Monosiga brevicollis MX1, 1290 nucleotides long. RefSeq lists its product as uncharacterized. Bases 1 to 1239 code for a protein of 412 amino acids. Lineage: Eukaryota; Choanoflagellata; Craspedida; Salpingoecidae. Gene Ontology annotation, molecular function: chromatin binding. The record is from RefSeq and is a predicted model, not a curated record. The transcript is spliced from 12 exons. Gene Ontology annotation, biological process: DNA-templated DNA replication.
AUGCUCAUCUUGAACUUUGACGCACAGCUGUACACGGAUCAAGAGGUUUUCAAGGUCCACGACCUCUUGGAGGUCUAUGGCAUUUAUACCCUUGAUGUACACUACGGCGAGCAGCAAGGCGAUGAGUUUUCUCCAGAGCGGCCAGCGCCCACAUUAGUGCCGCGCAUCCACGUCCUCCACUUUACCAAGCUUCAAAACUCCAACCCUAGUCUUCUUCACAAUCCAGGCACCCCUGGUAAGUGGUGUGUGUGUGUGUGUGUGUGUGUGUGUGUGUGUGUGUGUGUGUGUGUGUGUGUGUGUGUGUGUGUGUGUGUGUGUGUGUGUGUGUGUGUGUGUGUGUGUGUGUGUGUGUGUGUGUGUGUGUGUGUGUGUGUGUGUGUGUGUGUGUGUGUGUGUGUGUGUGUGUGUGCCCCAUUUUCGGUCCUUGGUGGAGAUGAGCUUGCUGCUACCUAUCUCCUUCUCAACCUCAUUUCUAGCGUUCAACUGCGUCGUGAAGACAUUGUUUUGGGCAAGUUUAGCAUCAACCUUCAUCACCGCGCACACGGCAAGGACAUGGUGGCUCAGUUGCGACCUUUGCUGGACCACGUGCUUGACAAGACAGUGGCUUUGCCCUUGCAUGUGGAGUAUCUCAAUCAAACGCGCCUGAUGCCCAAAAAGGAUUAUGAGCGUGAACGGGUAGAAGCAGGUGCUUUGCAAUUGGCAGCCCACACCCACUUGACCCUCGAUGAGACGCUACUCGAACAAGGGCAGCUUCUUGAAAACGGGGUUAAAAACCUUUUGGCGCUGCAGCAAGUGCUGCAGUUUCAGAGCGUCCCCUACGAGUUUGAGCACAUGAGCCCAAUGUUUUUUCCCUGCGAUAUUCCUGUCCUCAUCGUUUCUGAGGCCAAAAGCUUGCUACCGGUUGACAUUAUUGUCCCGGUUGCUCCGGUGCACCCGCCGCGAUCGAGCGAAUUGACAGCCGACGUUGUGGAAGCCGUACGUAGCUUCCUUGCAGCUGCCCGACACACACCAGUGGAAAUUCCCGAAGCCGUGCAAGGAGAAAUUGAGAGACGCUUCGUGCAAUCGCGCCAAGACUCGGCCUCUGUCACAGGCGAUGUGCUGCAUCGCUGGUUGUCCAUGGCAAAGUUGCGGGCUGCAAGCUUUGGCCGUUCGACAUUGUCCAUGGAGGACUUUGAGGCAGUCCAAAACAUGGAGGCUCAACGCGAAGCCCGUGUACCACAGCCGGCCGCCGAAGGCUGAUGGUGAUGUUGGUGGCAAAACGAAAAAAUUUCCCAAUCAAUCGAAACACGC